AUGGCCUCCGAAAAGAUCGCUUCUGUGAAGACAAGGACGGAUAAAGUCGUACUAAAUCGCAAAUUCGCACCAUGUUUGACGCUAUUUACGGCCAUCAUCGCUUUCUCUUUAUCACUUGUAGUACUCCUAGCAGCUGGUGACAACAACCUUCGAAGGUACGAUUUACUCACUCUCAACACAUCAACCCUCUUCCAAAAUGCCAUAAAAGUCUCAAACACAGGCUCAACAACCCGCCGCUCUCUCCCCCUCCUCGAAAAUGACAGUAUUCCACUUCCUCAAAUGACUGGCCGAGCUAUAGUACCAACACCAAUUCAAGCUCGCCAACUCCCAUCACCAUCAGAUAUCGAAUCGUUCUUCAGCUCUAUCGGGGCAGGCUUCACGUCAGCUCUCAAUCCAGCUACACCAUCUGCAACAGGCACGGCCAGUUCUGGAGCCACAAGUACAAGUGGAGGUGGAAGUCAACUUCUGCAAGACCUCGAGAGUCUAUUUCAGAACCUAUUGGGUACUGCAACGGGAACUGCAGGACAGGAAAUCGUCAACGUCGUAAAUGGUCUUGUUUCUGAGGUGCUGGAUGCCCUUGGUAUUCAAGAUUGGUAUAGUCUGUAUAUGAGAGAGUUCUGUAGUGGGAGCUAUACACCGAACUACAAUUCAGCCAAUGCAAAAAAGCAUACAACUAAGUGUACCCCAUUCGACCAAGCCAUCCCCUCCAUCCCCACCACAAACUCCACCCUCCAACUCGGCACCACCAUAAUCGACUUCUCCGCUCUCAACCUCCCCGCCAAACUCUCCUCUGCAAAAAGCUCCAUAACUUCCAUCUUCACCGCCAUCUUCGCAAUCCAAGUAACCGGUAUAGUCGCCUGCGGACUCCUCAUCGUCCUCACACCCCUCCACAUCUUCCUGUCUUUCUUCCAACGCUUUAUUUUCCGCCUUCUCAUCGCAGCACUCGCUGCCAUCGCCACGAUCUGUUUCGGCUUCAUAGCUGGCAUUGAGACGGGAAUUAUGGUUAUUAUUGAUGUGCUUGUUGAUGGGCUUGGUGAGGGAUUGGGCAUCGAGGCACAGAGCGGUGGAGCGUUCCUCGCAUUGUUGUGGGUGAGAUCUGUGUUUAUGAGUGUGAGUACGUUGGUUUGGUUUGGAAAGUGGCAUGGGGAUCGGUAUGUGAGGAGGGUGAAGACGGAUUAUGUUGUGGAGAGGCAGGUGGUGAAGGAGGCGAAAUCGACGGAUCGCUUGAGAGGGGCGAGGGGAGAGGGGGAGGAGGGAUCGAGUGGGAGUGAGGUUGGGAGGGAAAUAUGA
Molecule: messenger RNA, 1290 nt
Organism: Cadophora gregata
Lineage: Eukaryota; Fungi; Ascomycota; Leotiomycetes; Helotiales; Ploettnerulaceae
Exons: 3
Coding region: 1-1290 (429 amino acids)
Biological process (GO): fungal-type cell wall organization
Cellular component (GO): cell cortex of cell tip; plasma membrane
Source: RefSeq, a predicted model, not a curated record